AUGGACAGAAGGUCAAAGAAGGGAUUCAGAGAUAUGGCCCAGUGUGUCGUAACUCAGUACAGCACACAGUGUUGUCCGGUGAAGAAUCGCUUCGUGAGUUGUGCGAAUGGCGCAACGACUCAAGGUGAAAAUAUCGCUGAUAUAGGA
This is a messenger RNA of Ostertagia ostertagi, 147 nucleotides long. The record is from the annotation of a GenBank genome assembly. Lineage: Eukaryota; Metazoa; Nematoda; Chromadorea; Rhabditida; Trichostrongylidae.